AUGGAAGGAAAGGACAGAAGGAUUGUGAUUCUUGGAAAAGAAGGUUCAGGAAAGAGCAGCCUGGCCAACACAAUUUUUGGGGUUCAAAAUGUGUUCCCAGUGUGCAGGGUCCUUGCAACUGACCCCAGAAGCACCGAGCACAACCCUCAGCUCCUUCAGAUUAUCCAGGAGUGUUCCCCUGGACCUCAUGCCUUUCUGCUCGUCCUCAAAAUGGAGAGGUUUACUAAACAGGAGCAGGCCAUGGUAGAUUUAAUACUCAAGUAUUUCUCUGAAGAGGCUCUGAAGUACACCACUGUGGUCUUCACUCACGGCGAUGAGCUUCCAGAGGACAUGGAGAUUAAAGAAUGGAUCCGUGAAAACAAAGCUCUGAACACUCUGGUUCAGAAAUGUGGAGGCCGCUGCCAUGUGUUUGAUAAUAAACGCUGGAACAACGACCAAGACCAGUUCAGGAACAACCAGCACCAGGUCCAAGAGCUGCUCCGUACCAUCGACCAAACUGUGGCGAAGAAUGGAGGGAAAUGCUACACCAACGAGAUGCUGACAAUGAUCGAUGAUCAAAUACAGCUCGAGGUGAAGAAUAUGUCUCGUCAAAGCAACUUGACCCUGGCUGACAUUCUUGCAAAAGCGAAACAAGUGGUGUACUCCAAACUCAUGGAAAACAUGGGAGGAGCUUUAGCUGGAGUUCUGGUGGGGGCUUUUCUGGGGGCAGGAGUAAUGGUGGCACUUGUGUUGAUGUGCUCUCCAGGCUGUAAAUGCACAGUGUUGCUCAUGGAGGACCACCCGGUGUUUUUCCUGUGUCCCGAGCUGCUCCCACAGCAAGAACGAAGCGUGGAGAGCUACCCGCGCCUGUACAACAUGCAAACUUCACCAACUGUCCGCGCGCCCGCGUCUCCCAACGACUCGGCGCCUGACUCCCCUUCCAUCCUCCUCCGCAACGUCUCGCCUAUGCCCCCCAGCCCUAAUUUAAACACAAGAAGAGUGAUUCUGAUGGGGAAAAGCGGCAGCGGUAAAAGCAGCCUGGCCAACACCAUAUUUAGGGCUCCCGUUUUCCAAGUGAACCACAGCAGCGACGCAAAGGCCACCUUCUCCGAGGCCCAGACGAGAUAUCUGAACGGAUGGAACUUGACGCUGAUCGACACUCCUGGUAUUUUCAACGCAGACCGCUCCAAGGAUGAAGUGGCGCGUGAUAUAUUCAGCUGUUUGACCCAGAGUGCGCCCGGACCCCAUGCUGUUCUGAUUGUGCUUCUUAUUGAGAAGUUUACGGAGCAAGAGCAAGCCAUCAUCGAUCAUAUCCAGCUGCAUUUUGGUGAGGAGAUCUUCAAAUUCGCCACCGUCGUUUUCACUCGUGGAGACCAGCUACCAGAAGGGAUGGAGAAGACCGAGUAUGUCAAUCAAAAUAUUGGACUUAGCAAUCUCGUCCAGAAAUGUGGGAACCGCUGUCACGUCGUUGACAACAAAUACUGGAAAGACACCAAUGAAAAUGAGUAUCGAAGCAACAUGUUUCAGCUGAAAGCCAUCCUCAACUCGAUAGAAGAUACGUUUAAUAGUAACAACAAAGCCUGCUUCAUCAAUAUUGCUUUCAGGGAAGUUGAAAAGAAUAUCCAGAAGGAGCAAGAUCGCAUUCACAAGUCAGAAGUGGUUGUGGUGGUGCAGGAUGCAGUGGCACCUGUGAAAAGCACCUUUGAUUACAUUAUAGAGACCAUUGAAGCUGCGUUCAAGGGAGGCCGAUGGGGUCUUUCCAACACGACUCAAAGUAUGUAA
Molecule: messenger RNA, 1761 nt
Organism: Knipowitschia caucasica
Lineage: Eukaryota; Metazoa; Chordata; Actinopteri; Gobiiformes; Gobiidae
Source: the annotation of a GenBank genome assembly